AUGGCUCCCCGGGAGGAGCUUGUCUCCUCUGCUGAUCCUUCGGUGGCCUCGUCGCCAGUUGAGAAGAGAGUCCAAUUCCUUCAAUCCAAAAACCUGACUCAACAAGAGAUCGAUCUCGCUCUGUCCCGCACGGGUGAAGACCCCUCCACUGCUGCCACAGCAGUCGCCUCCUCACAUAGCUAUCAACCUUCUUCUCAACGAGCUGUUUACCACCCCCCUCCGCCUCCUCCGCCUCAAGGUUAUGGCUACCCUCCGUAUGGUCAAUGGCAGGCCCCGCCAGAACCCCCCAAAAGAGACUGGCGCGAUUGGUUCAUCAUGGCUACAGUGAUGGGUGGUGUUGGGUAUGGGUUGUACACAGUGACUAAGCGGUACAUUGCCCCUUUAAUCGCCCCUCCUACGCCGCCCCAACUGGAACAGGACAAGGAGCACAUUGACGAACAGUUCUCCCGUGCCUUUGCUCUGAUUGAGCAACUUUCUACGGAUACUGCGGCGUUGAAGUCGGCUGAAGAAGCGCGCACAGAGCGGCUGGACACGGCGCUUCGGGAGGUCGAAACUCUGGUGGCCGACUUGAAGACUGCUUCUCGUCGGAGAGAUGAUGAAACCCGCCGCAUUAGCGACGAAGUUAAGUCAUUGAAGGAUGCCAUUCCUAAAGCGCUGGAAGGCGCCCGGGAAGGAAAUGACACUCGGUUGAAGGAGCUUGGUACCGAACUGAAGAGCUUGAAGGUCCUGCUUGGCAACAGACUGGGCGGUAGCGGCGCAUCUAGCUCUCCUGUUGUUGGUAGAACCAUGAGCGCCUCAACUCUCCCCGGCGCUGGCCGAGCUGUCGAGGAGUCGACUCCAAGCACCACCCCCGCCACUCCCAGUGUCACAGCCACCCCUACCACACAAGAAUCGCAGCCCUCUCUAGCCCAGCCUAGUGUCGGUCAAACGACUGGCGCCGCAUCCACUAGCCCUCUUGCACAAUUUGGACGGGGUGCUUCCAUCCCUGCCUGGCAGAUGGCUGCUGCCAAUCGGUCGAAGCCCACUUCGCAGGCAACUUCUACACCUGCCGGAGACAGCUCUUCCGAAGCCGCUACGAAGCAACAGAGCGCUCCUCCUAGUUGA
Aspergillus clavatus NRRL 1 is the source of this 1104-nucleotide messenger RNA. It is a transcript of the gene pex14, whose product is annotated as putative peroxisomal membrane anchor protein (Pex14). Gene Ontology annotation, cellular component: peroxisomal membrane; peroxisomal importomer complex. Bases 1 to 1104 code for a protein of 367 amino acids. The record is from RefSeq and is a predicted model, not a curated record. Gene Ontology annotation, biological process: protein import into peroxisome matrix, docking. The transcript has 4 exons. Lineage: Eukaryota; Fungi; Ascomycota; Eurotiomycetes; Eurotiales; Aspergillaceae. Gene Ontology annotation, molecular function: signaling receptor binding.